AUGUCUGACGAAUUGUCAAAACGAGAAUUAUUUUCUUCGGAAGAUGAUGCCGAUAAUGAUGAUGAAGAAUGUUCGACGUCGACCGAUGAACGAGUAGAAUUGCUUGAUUAUGAAAGAAAUGUCAUGCUUGACACGUUUUCCGAUGAUGUUCUCUUCAUUUUGGCCAAAGGAUUAGGUUUAGAACGACUCGUUCUUCAUCAUCUACACUUAUAUUCGGAUCCGAAAUUACUCGUUUUUAUUGUCAAUACAACACCAGCUGACGAGUGUUACUUUAUAUCGAACUUAAAGGAGAUCUCGAAGUCAUGUUUGCCAAGAGUGAUAAACUCAGAUGUUUCGACGAAAGACAGAGAGAUUUUGUAUAUGCAAGGUGGUAUUCAUUUUAUAACAUCUCGAAUUUUAAUGGUAGAUUUAUUACAAAACCGAGUACCCGUUAAGAAUGUCGCUGGUAUAAUCGUUCAUCAUGCACAUCAAUUAUUGAGUGGAUUUCAAGAAUCAUUUAUUUUGCGGCUAUAUCGCGAAAAAAAAGCUGAUGGUUUCGUUAAAGCAUUCAGCGAUAAUCCUAACGUGUUUACCUCCAUCGGCGAACUUCAACGUUUAGUUAGCCGUUUGUAUAUUCGACGAGUAAGGCUUUUGCCUAGAUUCGAUGUUGAUGUUAAGCGAGCUCUUGAUCUUUAUACCCCAAAAAUGAUUGAAAUGUGUUCUGAUCUACCUCAUUCAAUGCGAAAAGUUCAGUCGGCAUUGGUUGACAUUAUUAGAACAUGUGUUAAUGAACUGAAACAAUGUUCAACUGGUUUUGAUAUAAUAACCGAAGAAGAGAGCAGUCAUCCUUCAUCGGGUCUUAAUCCUUCGAUGCUGGAAAUCCAACUUAAAUGUCAACAAUUCUCAUUAACUGAAAAACAACAACGACUUUUAAAUGACUUAAAGCAGUUAAGAAAUCUUCUUUACCAGGCUGAAGAAUUGGAUGCUGCAACACUUUAUCGUAAUUUAUUAAAUAUUCGACGUGAUAAAGAUCUAUUAACCAAUAAUAGUGGUUGGAUCUUUACGCAAACUGCUUCGAAAUUAUUUAUUGAAAUCGAACAAAUGUAUUAUCCAAAAUGGUCUGCUUUAAAAAGUGUUUUGGAAGAAAUACGAAUUACUUAUAAAGCACGACGAAAAUCUAACUUAUCCGAUUCGCCAAUUGUUCUUAUCGGAGGUGGGCGCGAAGUAUGUUUUCUUAUCCGUGACCUUAUUAAAUGGGGACUGAAAAGAUUUAAAUGGGUUAAAAGGAGUCAGAUAAUUAGUGAAUUGACAACCAAAAGCAAUUCACGAGAGCCACAAGCAGAACCUUUGUGGGAUCCCGAUCGUGUUAUUCUUUCUGUUUCAAGCUUAGAGGAUGAACAAAAAAAUGAUAUUGUUACAACUGUGAAAGCAGAUCAAAAAUUAAUUGUAAGGAGAGGACGAAAGCGUCGAAAGCUUAUCGAUGAAGAAAUUUCUAAAAAAAGAGCCAUAGAUAACGGGCAAACUAGGCUGGUACAAUUUGGAAUCGUGCAGUAUAAAAGGCUUAAAGAGAAAGCAGAAACCAACUAUAACAACGCUAUAGCAGAACCAAACAGUAAUGUCGAAGUAAGCGACGAAGGAUCAUGCAAGCAAACUGAUGAACCACUGAAAGAAAGUGACCCACUUUUAUUAAUAAUUCCUCAUGGUGAAAAAUAUAGUAUAUUAAGACAGUUGAAAUGCCUUGCGCCUAAUUUUGUAAUACUUUAUCAUUCGGAUUUGACAACGCUUCGGUUACUGGAGAUUUAUAAAGCGUGUAACGUUGAUCAUGACUUAUUUAUUUAUGUAUUAAUGUAUCGCGAAUCUAAUGAAGAAGAACGAUAUCUUUAUUCUCUUCGAAAUGAACAACUUGCUUUCGAACAACUUGUGCGAGAACAAGGGUCAUUAUUAAUUCCACGAGAAUAUGACACAGCUCGAGAGACUACCAAUUGUUUAAAUUUGGCUAAAUCAUCGCGUAAUGCUGGUGGUCGUAUUGAGCCAGAAGAAUCUGAAAAUCCGAAGAUAAUUAUUGAUAUGAGAGAAUUCAACUGUGAACUGCCAACAAUUCUAUAUAAACGAGGUAUAGAUCUAGUGCCUGCAACACUUGAAGUGGGUGAUUAUAUUCUCGCACCUGAUGUUGCAGUUGAAAGAAAAGCAUUAGAUGAUCUCGUUCAAUCUCUUCAUAGCGGCCGCAUAUUCAAACAAAUAGAGCAAAUGCUGCGGCAUUAUGAAAAUGUCAUUUUGCUCAUAGAAUCAAAUAAAAGAGACAAUUUUCGAAAAAUAACGGGUGGACCCUUUCAGGGCGAAUUGAGUCGUAGGUGCCGAGAAACUCGUGGGCUAUUCACGAUAUUAGUACGAACUUAUCCCCAGUUGAAUGUUGUUUGGACGAUGGACCCUACUAACUCUGCCGAGAUGUUUGAAGAAUUUAAGUUGAAUAAGUUGAAUCCAGAUGUUAAUAAAGCUAUUGCGCUUAGAAGCGAUGUGGAGAAUAUCGUAAUAACGGAAGCAACGGGAAAAGAACAGUGUAUUGAAAAUUUGCCAAAAGUUAAACGUUUUAAUUCUGUUCUUCAACGGCAAUUAGCUCGCCUACCAUCAAUGAAUAUGAAUGAUGUUGUACGUUUGAUGAGCUCGGAUAAAGUGAACUGCCUCUUGGAUAUUAUUAAUGCAGAUAUGGAAAAGAUAUUCGAUAUUACGAAUAAUGAAACUCAAGCAGCCACAUUGUACAAAUUUUUUAGUACGGAUUUUAGGGAAGAAGGCGUUUGA
This is a messenger RNA of Dracunculus medinensis (Guinea worm), 2775 nucleotides long. NCBI's taxonomy places the organism in Eukaryota, Metazoa, Nematoda, Chromadorea, Rhabditida, Dracunculidae. The record is from the annotation of a GenBank genome assembly.